AUGGUCCGAAGAUUGUCUAGCUCUCGUGCUUCGUCUUCUGGCAUGUCUCUCAUGCAAGACAACUUCAAUGAGACUGCUUUACAGAAGGCUUGCGAGAUCCUAGACGUGCUCAACCGUUACCGUACUGUGCUCCCGUCUGAGGUCGAGGAUCGAACCGACGAAGGAAAUCUACGAUUCCUAUCAAUCAUAUACAGCCGGGUGCGCGCGCAAAAACCAAUCCAGUUAGUGCUACCUGCCUUUCCUUUCAAGUCGCCAAACCGCAAGAGCAAAACCCUAGGAUGUCUACCGGACAAGGGAGAGCAGGUGGCCAUGGCCCAUUUGAAUGGGCUUUGCUCUGCAGUCUCUGAUGUGUAUACUCCUGGGGCCGAGCUUACAAUCGCUUCUGAUGGCCUGGUAUACAACGAUCUCCUCGGAGUCUCUGACAGAGAAGUAUGGGAAUAUGGCCAGGCGCUGCGCGUGAUGGUCAAGGAAGAGGGCUUCGACCAUAUCCGAUUCGUGCAUCUGCGCGAUAUUCUCUACAUGGUGGAUGAUGUUCCAUUGGACGCGACGCGCUAUGAGGAGAAAGCGCCAGAAUUCCGCGAUUCUCUGAUCCGCAACCACACUCUUUCAGAUAGCGAUGUCAAUGCCCGGAUCGCUUCAGAUGAAGACGUAUGCACCACGUAUCGUGGAUAUAUCAAGUUUCUCACGAAAGAUCUGGGCCACACAAUGGAGGAAUGCUCGAAGAGUCAACAUAAGAAGAAAUGCGAGCAGAUUGCUAAGAAAAUGAUUGUCCGCGGAGCGGCGUUUGCGGCGGCGAUCGCGAAAUCAUUCCCUGAGCAUGUACGACUGUCGAUACAUCCAUCGAAUGGAUCGAAGAAGAUUUCCAUCUCCGUUCUACCGCAGACGGUCCUCCCCAUCACUCCUUGGCAUUCGUCACCAUCCUUCAGUGUGGAUGGACGGAUGAAGUUCCAGCAAAGAGAGGUGUUCGAUAGCGACGAGACCAUGGAACUGGUGUACCGGAACGGACAGCCUUGGUGCUAUCGCGAAAAGAACGAACUUUUUUCCUGGUCGAUGGAUGUAAUCUUCGAACCUAACUAUCCCUGCGGAAUGACCAUUAAGCCUGUCAAAGGCACCAAGCCGUCCAUCACAGAAGUCGAUAUGCAAAAGGCCCGGCGCCUGGCGCAGGAAAACUCUCCAAUCAUUCUGCGAGGAUUUGCCGAUACACUCGACCGGGACGUAUUCGUCAAGAAGGCUGAGGAAAUGGGUACUCCACUGGAAUGGAAGUUCGGGCUUAUCCUAGAGGUCAAAGACCACGGGUCCGACAGUCAGGGAUUGAACAAUGUUCUCUCUGCGGAAUGGAUGCCAUACCACUAUGAUGGUCUAUUCAAGGUGAAGAAGGAAAAGGAUGCCGAUGGUAAAGAGAAAUUAAUUUCACUGCCUCCAAAAUUCCAAGUCUUCACCUCAACCACUCCAUCUCCCAAAGACUCCGGGUUCACACUGUUCGCGCCAUCUCAUCUGAUCUUCGACCAUCUCCCAAGUGACCUAUCCGUAGGUGACCUCCAAAAACUGACCUGGCGCGUCCAGACCGCUUCAUUCGACGAAGCCGUGAUUGAGAACCUCCCUCUCGUCAUUCCUCAUUUCGCAACAGGUCGACCCUGUCUGCGAUAUCACGAGCCCUGGCCACAGGAGAAAACUCGCUUCGAUCCGACAUACGUGACAAUCGACGGGGUGGAGGAUUCUGCAGCGCUGUGCGACAUUAUCGACUCACUUCUACAUGAUCGACGAGUGUGCUACUGGCAUGCUUGGGAAGAGGGAGAUUUCCUCAUCAGUGAUAAUGUGAGUAUGAUGCAUACGAGGAGUUCAUUUGAGAGUCGUGCCGAUCGGUGCUUGAGACGGAUUCAUGUGGAUUAG
This is a messenger RNA of Aspergillus tanneri, 1890 nucleotides long. RefSeq names its product isocyanide synthase xanB (gene xanB). The coding region runs from base 1 to 1890 and encodes 629 amino acids. The transcript is spliced from 4 exons. Gene Ontology annotation, molecular function: oxidoreductase activity. NCBI's taxonomy places the organism in Eukaryota, Fungi, Ascomycota, Eurotiomycetes, Eurotiales, Aspergillaceae. The record is from RefSeq and is a predicted model, not a curated record.